This is a messenger RNA of Calypte anna (Anna's hummingbird), 2623 nucleotides long. RefSeq names its product spermatogenesis associated serine rich 2 (gene SPATS2). The transcript is spliced from 14 exons. Gene Ontology annotation, molecular function: protein binding. The record is from RefSeq and is a predicted model, not a curated record. Gene Ontology annotation, cellular component: cytoplasm. Bases 452 to 2008 code for a protein of 518 amino acids. NCBI's taxonomy places the organism in Eukaryota, Metazoa, Chordata, Aves, Apodiformes, Trochilidae.
GGCCCCGCCCCCCUCCGCGGUGCAUCGCGGCGGCUCUGAGGUGAGGGGGGGGGCGGCGGGAGAGGCCCCUCCGGAACCGGCGCAGAAUUCCCCAACACCUCGGGAGGAACCAAGUGGGAUCCGGUGCCUGGAGGUGAAGAAGGUGUUAACUGGGAGAACUGGGAGAGCUGGAGGAGCCUGGAGCCACCUCCUGUGCCAGCAGAACCUGAAGAACCCAACCCCAGCCUCUACAGCCAGAUAUUUAUUUUUUUUUUGGGGGGUGAGAAGAAGUUGCUUUUUUUUUUUGUGGUGCUGUCAACAGAUUCCUGACAACUCCAGACCCCGGCUGCCCUCACCGUGGGGAUUGUUACCAUCCCAGCCUGCCUGAGAAUUGCUGCUCUGCUCAAGGACAACGACUCUGCUUAUUUUUAUUUUAUUUUCCUCCCCUUUUCCCCUGCAGCUGGACACCAAGAUGUCUAAAAAGCAGAAUAUCAAAGAUCCAUCUGGCUUCAUUUUUGAUGUGCAGUCCAAAACUGUGAUGGCCCAAGGAGGAACCUUUGAAAACAUGAAGGAGAAGAUCAGUGCUGUCCGUGCCAUCGUCCCCAACAGGAGCAACAAUGAGAUUGUCCUCGUGCUGCAGCAUUUUGACAACUGUGUGGACAAAACUGUGCAGGCUUUUAUGGAAGGCAAUGCCAGUGAAGUGCUGAAGGAAUGGACUGUAACAGGCAAAAAAAAGAACAAGAAGAAGAAAACCAAACCAAAGCCACAAGCUGAGUCGAGCCCCGGCCGCCCAGAACCCGGGAAAUCGGUGUCCACUGAAGAGGAGCAGUCAGGAAACUCAGAGAAAGGUGGAAUUAAUGGUUUCCAUGUCAACGGCUGUGCCCACGACACCGAAUCCGUGGAUUCUCUGAGUGAGGGAUUGGAUUCCCUUUCCAUUGAUGCCCGGGAGCUGGAGGAGUGCGAGGCUGCGGCGCCCGGGAGGACAGCAGUGCCUGAACUAGAGAAUGGGAUAACAGACUUUGACACAAAAUCGCUCAUCCUGCAUCCUUCCCAGAGCUCCUCCUCCCUCCGACAGCAGCCCGAGCACAGGAACACUCCCAGCUCUCUGUCCCGACCAGCAGCCGCCGCCUCCGCUCCCUCCUCCCUCUCCGUCCAGCGCCUGGAAGACCUCCCCGUCACCCCCACCAGCAGGAAGCUGGGUUCUAACAUUGAAAAAUCAGUGAAGGAUCUCCAGCGCUGCACCGUGUCGCUGGCACGGUACCGGGUGGUGGUGAAGGAGGAGAUGGACACUUCCAUCAAGAAGAUGAAGCAGGUGUUUGCUGAGCUGCAGAGCAGCCUCAUGGAUCGGGAAGUGGCCUUGCUGGCUGAGAUGGACAAAGUGAAAGCAGAAGCAAUGGAGAUCCUGCUGAGCCGGCAGAGGAAAGCAGAAGCCCUGAAGAAGCUGACAGAGGUGGCAGUGAGGAUGUCAGAGGAGCAGCUGGUGGAGCUCCGGGCUGACAUCAAGCACUUCGUGAGCGAGCGCAAGUACGACGAGGACCUGGGGAGGGUGGCAAGGUUCUCCUGUGACCUGGACACCCUCAAGAAGAGCAUUGCCACCUUCGGGCAAGUUUCCCACCCCAAGAACAGUUACUCCACCCGCUCACGCUGCAGCUCCGGGGCCCCCCCGAGCGCUCCCAUCCCGACCCCCGCACCCCCCGCCUGUGCCUCUGCCACCUCCAGCCUUACCCCCCCCACCAAGAGACCCUCGUCCUCAGCAGAUCCAACGGGGGGCACCCGGCCCCCCCAACCCUCCCGAGAGGGGUCCAGGAGAACGGGAGGGGGGCCCAGGACCCCGGGGCAGCGCCACAUUGGGGCCCCCCCAGCCCCCGGGCGCUACGGCAGCGGCCACCGAGCGAGGCCGGGCCCGGGGCAGCCCCAGGGCAAGCAGCCCCCCCCGUCCCCCCCAGGACCCCCCCCCUCCAGCACAGAGCCCAAGGGGCUCCCCCAACGCAAGCCCCGAGCCAGUCGCCAGGAAGGAGCCAAUUCCUGAGACCUGGAGCUGCUGCCCCCCCCUUCCCCCCCCCCCAGGGAACGUUUACACUGCGCAGGUUUUGUGCCAUUUGGGUUGGGGUUUUCUUUCCCCUUUUUUCUUCCCUUUCUUCACCCCCCCCCUUCUACUUUGUGUUCUUCUCACACCCCUGAGCAGGUCCAGGCUGCCCCCCCCCCCCCAAAGGGUGCUGCCACCUCCCUCCUUCCCUCCCCCCCCCCAGAAAUCAAAGCCCCUUCCUCGUGCUGGCAGCGAGGAGGAGCAGGGCUGGGACAGGGGGUGGGGGGGCCCCUCCUGGGGGACAGGCAGGGAGCUGGCUCCCCCUUAUCCCUGGUUUGAUGGGGGGGGGUCUCUGUUUUGUCCCCCCCAAACCCCAGCUCCUCCUUCUCCCUCAGUUCCCUUCCCAGUGGCUCAGCCCGGGUGGCACCAGGGGAGGUUGUCACUGUCACCCCUUGGUGCCACCAGGGACUUUAAGGCUCUGGAGAGGCCAGGGGGGGCUGUUCUUGGGGGAGGGGGGGUCCCAGGAUUUGCUACCCUUAAUUUUUCUCCCCCCUUUUCUUUAACUUUCUCUCCAGUGGGUUGCACACUGUCAAUAAAGCCCGGUGUUUCCUGCUGACA